AUGUACGUGAAUUUGGUGCGGAUACGUUUUCAUAUGAUUCGUCAAUGCUUUUUUUGUAAAUACUGCGAAAUUAAAGUUAACUGUGAAAAAAGAUUCAACGUAACACAGCAUCUGAAAACGGAAAAACAUACCAAAGCAAUUAAACGCCGACAGGAAAAAACAGAAAAAACACAACAACUUCUUAUGAAUUCAAGUAAAAAAUCAUCUUUCAACAAAGAUUUAUGUCAUGCUCUAUUAUCUGCUAAUAUACCUUUAAAUAAACUUUCAAACAAUACAUUUCGUAAUUUCUUGGAAACUUAUACGGGAAAAGAAAUUCCAACGGAAGCUACUUUAAGGCAAGGCUAUGUCGAUGAUUUAUACGAUGAAACAGUUGAAAAAAAUAAAAUCGGAAAUUUUAAAUAA
Messenger RNA from Melanaphis sacchari, 402 nucleotides. Its product is annotated as CGG triplet repeat-binding protein 1-like. Gene Ontology annotation, cellular component: nucleus. Gene Ontology annotation, biological process: regulation of transcription by RNA polymerase II. Bases 1 to 402 code for a protein of 133 amino acids. Gene Ontology annotation, molecular function: double-stranded DNA binding. The transcript has a single exon. Lineage: Eukaryota; Metazoa; Arthropoda; Insecta; Hemiptera; Aphididae. The record is from RefSeq and is a predicted model, not a curated record.